Molecule: messenger RNA, 955 nt
Organism: Malus domestica (apple)
Lineage: Eukaryota; Viridiplantae; Streptophyta; Magnoliopsida; Rosales; Rosaceae
Source: RefSeq, a predicted model, not a curated record
UAACUUCAUUAGAAACAACCUUCACAGAAUACCUCCCUCCCUCUCUCUCAAAACCAGAUACAAAUGGCUUUCUCUAACUCCAUGGCCGUUUUAUCUGUGCUUCUGGUAGCGGUGCCCGUGGCUGCUUUCGUCUUGGACUGGCCAGAUAACUUAGCUCCUAUGAUUGCCGCUGAAAUAUGUAAACAAGUUGAGUGUGGAAGGGGAGCAUGCAAAUUCGACAUGAACGAACCAUUAACUUUCACCUGCGAGUGCGAACCGAACUGGAAGCGAACGUUUGAUGGGGACGAUGAUCUGAAGUUUCUCCCCUGUGUCAUCCCCAACUGUACACUGGACUACAACUGCCAGCCAGCUCCACCUUCAGUUCCUAAGAAAGAAGUCCCUCACAAUUUAUCUGCCUUUGAUCCUUGUUACUGGUCUUACUGCGGAGAAGGUAACUGCGUAAGGAACAGCACGUACAAUUACGCACCCAUCUGUGAAUGCAAAUCCGGCUCCUCUAAUCUUCUCAACGUCACAGCAUUCCCCUGCUACAAUGAAUGCACACUUCAACCCGACUGCGCAAGUCUAGGAAUUAAGGUUGCAAACUCAAAUUCCCGCACUGGCUCUGGGAAUGACAGUAGUCAAGCUACAUCGUUCUUGCCCGGAAAGUUCCUGUUGAUGGCCAUAGUGACGGUGUCCGUGGGUAUGAUUCUGAGGAAGUAGGAUCGGAAGUCCGGUUACACGAUUGUGGAUUACAUUUGUUCUUUUGAUCAUCCUUUGGUUUCACAAACUUCAGGUUCAUUUUGUUGUUGUAACAUCGCCUCGAUGUUUCACCAGUUCAUCAAUGUGUAUAAAGUCAGUUUGUGUAAAUAAAUCGACGCAGUCAUAGCCCCACGACUGUCAUAUAUUGCACUUGUAUACAGAUUUUUAUGUGUACAUACCUCUUACGAAUCAUCUAUCAUUGACAGAGCAGAUUUUC